AUGGGUAAGGCAAGCAACACCUCGGAAAGGACAAGCACUCCUGUUACCGAAAGUGAAGGCUCGAGUGAUUGGCUGGUGUCUGAUGCGGGUGAAGACAAGAAGUUCUCCUAUUCUUUCGGCCUCAUAGCCUCCUGCUUGGGUUGUGUUCUUGGCACUGGAAAUAUUUGGCGAUUUCCUCGAAUUGUAGCCACAGCUAUCUACAUGACAUCAAGUAUGAACAUUAAAUGUCUCAAUCUUGCCUAUUUCAGUGCCUACUUUUCAGUAGUAGUUGGCUGGUGCUUCUACUACUUCUACGUUGCUUGUGCAUGGUCAAAUUUGCCUUCCACCGAACCGGAGAGUAAAGAAAUUUUUGAGAGUUUCAUUGGCACCUACUGGCCACUUGGAUUGCACACUCUUGAUUUACUCAUCUGUGGAGUGGCUGUUUUCAAGGGUGUGAAGGGAAUUGAAAUUGCCAACAGUUGUAUGGUGCCUAUUCAACUCAUCAUCGUUAUCUCCACCUUCUACUGGUCUUUGUCUCGUGAAUAUGCUGAUGUGGGCAUUAAAUUUAUGUUUUCACCUGAUUGGUCAAUGUUUGCCAACCCUCAAGUCUAUGUUGAAGCAGCGUGUCAAAACGCGUUCGACACUGCGGCUGGAAUGGGUCUGUUCUCAGCCUAUGCUGCCUACUUCACACGCGAAACUGGAGCGGUGCGAUUUGGUACCCUCCUUCCAAUGGUUAACAACCUCGUUAGUCUCGUCUGUGGUUUGAUGAUCUUUUCCACAGUCUUCUCCACACUUAUUCAAACCCAACCAACUCUAACAAUUCCUCAAAUUGUCACAAUCAUGAAGGAGAGUGGUCCAGGUAGUACAGGUCUUACAUUCACCUGGAUUCCUGUACUCAUGUCAAGACUGGGAGUUGCAGGUCGUGUUCUUUGUGCCCUCUUUUUCCUCUGUCUCUCCUUCGCUGGAGUGACCUCCAUGAUCGGCUAUAUUGAGCUUACGGCUCGCACUAUUCAAGACUUUGGAGUGAAACGUCAUUUGGCCACGAUAGCUGCCCUCAUUGUCAGCUUCCUUGUCGGUGUUCCCUCGGCGCUCAGCAUUGAUGUUCUGCAGAAUCAGGAUUUUGUUUGGGGAUUUGCUCUUAUGAUAUCUGGCAUGUGCUACUGUGCUCUUGUCAUUCGUUACAAUCCUGUCAAGUACCGACGCGUGAUCGUCAAUGACUUUGGUCUCAAGGACUGGAAGCUACCGUUCAUUUGGGUCAUUCUCAUUGUGUAUGUUCUCGCCUUGCGUAUUUCCAUCCCUGACUACUUUCUUCCUCCCUCCGCGCGUCUUUGGUUCAUUCUGUUUAUACUCCUGGGUGGAUUGAAUAUUGUUGUCUAUUGCUGCAAAUGGGAUUUGUUGAAGGACUCCUCCACUCAGGGUUACGAUCCCUAUCGUCUGGAGGAAGCCUACGCGCAAAAUGACCUCUCAAAAGACCCGUCAUCCGUCUUUGAGGAGGAUGGUGAGGAGGGAUUUCAUGCAAAGAGUGAAAUGUUCUAA
Molecule: messenger RNA, 1515 nt
Organism: Hydatigera taeniaeformis
Lineage: Eukaryota; Metazoa; Platyhelminthes; Cestoda; Cyclophyllidea; Taeniidae
Source: the annotation of a GenBank genome assembly